Staurois parvus is the source of this 585-nucleotide messenger RNA. The record is from the annotation of a GenBank genome assembly. Lineage: Eukaryota; Metazoa; Chordata; Amphibia; Anura; Ranidae.
AGGUCUCGGGCCCCGAGGCGGAGCGGCGGGCGCCAGACCCCCAGGCGGAAGCGACAGCGUAUCUCGGGCCCCCAGGCGGAAGCGGGGUGGGCGCCGGGGACCCCCAGGCGGAGCGACAGGUCUCAGGCCCCCAGGCGGAGCGACAGGUCUCAGGCCCCCAGGCGGGAGCGGCGGGCGCUGGGACUCCCAGGCGGAAGCGGCGGGCGCCGGACCCCCAGGCAUGACAGUGGGCUCCGAGUCAACUGGCAUGGACCGCUGGCACUGGGUCAGACAUUGGAUCGUCUGGCUGGACAGCGGGCAAUCGGGUCACCAGGCAUCAGGUCAUUUGGCUCGACAGCGGGCACCGCGUCAUCUGGCAAGGCAGUGGGCUCCGAGUCAACUGGUAUGACGCGCGGGGCACUGGGUCAGACAUUGGAUCGUCUGGCUGGACAGCGGGCAUCGGGGCUGAGUGGAGGCAUCAGGCUGAGUAGAGGCUCAGGCUGGAGUAGAGGCAUCAGGCUGAAGAGAGGCAUCAGGCUGAAGAGAGGCAUCAGGCUGGUGUACAGGCAUCAGGCUGGGGUACAGGCAUCAGGCUGGGUACAGACC